Molecule: messenger RNA, 1506 nt
Organism: Ectocarpus sp. CCAP 1310/34
Lineage: Eukaryota; Phaeophyceae; Ectocarpales; Ectocarpaceae
Source: the annotation of a GenBank genome assembly
AUGGGGCUGCUGAUUUUGACUUGGGUGCGGCCGCACUUGGCCCUGAAAGGCAUCGUGCUCACGGACAAGCUGGAACCGUGCAAGGACUGCAUGAGGGCGAAGGGCAGGCGAGUGUCGGUGCCGGUGGGGCCGGGAGCACGGGCGUCUAAGCCCCUCGGGCGUGUUCACCUGGACCUGUGUGGACCGCUGGUGCCUUCCCUGGGCGGCAACCUCUACCUGUUCGUCGCCGUGGACAGCGCUUCGCAGUGGAACAAGGUCUACGGUCUCCGGCGAAAGUCCGACGCGCUGGCGGGAACGAAAAGGCUGCUGGCGCAUGUGGGGCGGUACGACCUCGGGCGCAUCGAGUGUUUCCGUGUCGACAACGGCACCGAAUGGACCCGCGGCGACUUCCGGCGCUUCUGCGACGACAACGGCAUCGGUGUCGAGUUCACCCCGCCUGGCGUUCCGCGGCAGGGGCCUUUCCGCGUGCUGCCGUUCUUCCAGCUCGGCUUCAUGCGUGAGGAUCGCCGCACCAAGCUCGACGACCAGGCCACCCUCUGCUACCACCUGAACGGCGGCGACAACCACCCGAGCGGCACCGUCAAGGUCCUCAAGGCGUCCACCGGCCGCGUCGUCUACGACAACAACGUGUCGUGGGUGACGUCGGCGCCAGCCGGCGAGCGGGGUUCCGCUGGUAUCACCGCUGAGCCGAGACCACCCCCGUUCACGCCGCCCGUCGUCUCGAUCAACUUUGGCCCAGCACCGACGCCUUCGACCGCCACACCGCGGCCGCCAGCGCCCACGCCGUCGCCUGCUCCCGCUCCGCCCCCUGCCGCUGCCGCAACGCCGCCGCCAGCGACCACGCCGCCGCCCGCUCCCACGCCUUCACAGCCGACCUCUGCCGCUUCGCCGUCACCGUCGGCGACCCUCGCUCCUGGCCAGACGUCCUCCGCCGCUUCGCCGUCACCGUCGGCGGCCCCCGAUCCAGACCAGCCACCGUCGCCGCCGGACACCGCUAUGCCCCCGCUUACGGCUCACGCCAUGCGGCAGCUUCGCCCGGGUACAAAGGCCGAGGGUAUGACAGACCCGCGACUGCCAAGCCGUACGAGAUCGGGAACAAGGCACAGCACAGGACUCAUCUCAGUGCUAGACAAGAACACUCUGGUGUCGAUGCUGGAGGCUCGUAGCGCUGUGGAUGAGGAGCGCAGGGAGCCGGGGGGAGCGGGGGCCGGAGCGCAGGCGGGAGCACUCGCAGCGGUGGACCCGGGGGCUGAGGAGCGGACUUUCCACUCGCAUUUGCCACGCUCCUUGCCAACCGGGAAGACAUCGACGCCACGCUGCGAGACCAGCGCCCGCCGGGGCAACGCCCUGACCUUCCGCACUGCCAGGCCAGCGGCCUUCGUGUUCCAAAGAGCUACAAAGAGGCCAUGGCGUCGGAGCACCGGCACCUGUGGAGCGACUCUAUGCAAAGGGAGUUUUAUGGCUCGUUGGAAGCGGGGACUUUUACUCCGGCGAAGUAGCAACUAG